CCUUCUUUACAUCAUUAAUGAUUUAAGCAGUGUGCAUGACCAGGAAGCAGAAGCUUGGACUGCUUUCUUUAUUACACUGGAGAACAGAAACAUGGACCUCUCUGCUUUGCCAAACAACAACCAUCCUGACAAAUUCCUACAGCUGGAGGUGAAGUCUUUAGUGAAAAACUCAACCCUUCUACAGGCCAGACUGGCAAAGCUCCCAGAAGCAGCUUUACCUGGAGUGCAACAGUGGCACAAUAGGAUCUAUUUACAGAGAGAAAAUAAAAACAUUACUGAACUGCCUGGGUUGGAACUGAAUGGGGUCAGCCAAGAAAUGAUAGACAAAACCCUUGGGAAACACAUUACACCCAUCACACUGAAAUCCACAAUCAAGAGCAAUCCCUUGUAUAGCGACUUCCAGGUGGAAGACAACUGGGAGGAGAAGAGAAGAACCCCUUCCUGGACAGUGCAGGACUAUGACAGACAUUCACUGCACUCUGACUUGGCCAGCCACAUAAAGGUAACGUGCUGCUGCACUGCAUUCAAACAAAAUGGAUUGCUAUAAGCUCUUUGUGAACAUGAGCCACAGUGCAGCAUGUUUGGUUCUUUUGGUAGGAUUCCAGAAGCAAAUAUGGACAUGUUUUCCUGUGCAGACAUGACACUUGCAUGAGUCUGAUCAGAAAGAGAAGUCUAUGUAUCUGGUUAGAUGCCAGCAAUUUCAGUUCAGCAGAACAUGAUCUCUGAAAUGAGAAAGUCUUAAACCACAACACCCUGCAACAGUUUCCCAAUCUAUACAGGGGUGAUCUGUAAACCAGGUACUUAAGAAUUGUGUGUCCACUUUUGUAGUUGUUCAUAACAUCACAGAUAACACAGAUAGUCUUAUUCACGCUAUGCAGGAUCCUAU
Messenger RNA from Meleagris gallopavo (turkey), 886 nucleotides. The record is from RefSeq and is a predicted model, not a curated record. NCBI's taxonomy places the organism in Eukaryota, Metazoa, Chordata, Aves, Galliformes, Phasianidae.